ACUUUGAAAAACUUUCACACGUACAUGUUACCCUGCACCCACCAUGGCUGCCACCAUCAUAACCACCGCAACCACCACACCCUGCAGAGACGAACCCGACUACGACAGCAGCUCCUCGUCGAUCACCGUGCCGGAAUCAAGCCGGAGCUGGAUGACAAACCUCAGCUUUGGUAGCCGCCGGCGCCGGAGCUCCGUCUCCGUUUGUUCCUCCACCACAGACACGUCUUCGUUCCUGGGUUCACACGCCAAGCCCCACAAGGCCAACCAAGCUGCAUGGGAGGCCAUGCGGCGGCUCCGCCGCGACAAGGGGCAGGUUGGCCUCGACCACUUCAGGCUCCUGCGGCGGCUCGGAAGCGGUGACAUAGGGAACGUUUACCUUUGCCAGAUAAGGAACCCUCUUGUGGGGUUGCCACAGUGCUUCUAUGCCAUGAAAGUUGUGGACAGAGAAGCACUUUCUAUAAGGAAGAAACUACAGAGAGCAGAGAUGGAGAAGGAGAUUUUAGCCAUGCUUGAUCACCCUUUCUUGCCCACUUUGUACACUGAGUUCGACGCUUCUCAUUAUUCUUGCUUGGUCAUGGAGUUUUGUCCCGGUGGUGACUUGUAUGCUGCUCGCCAACGCCAACCUGGGAAGCGGUUUUCCAUAUCAUCCACUAAGUUUUAUGCAGCUGAGACACUCUUGGCAUUAGAGUAUCUUCACAUGAUGGGCAUAGUGUAUAGGGAUUUGAAGCCAGAGAAUGUGCUUGUGAGAGAGGAUGGACACAUUAUGCUUUCAGAUUUUGAUCUUUCACUGAAAUGUGACGUUGUUCCGAAGCUGUUAAAGAGUAAGACUAGAUUGGAACGCAGUAUCAAGAGUACAAAGAGAUCUGCACCUGCCUGCACUGCCCCCAUGCAGCCUGUGCUAUCUUGUUUCUCAGCAUCAAGCAAGAAAAAGAAACCCACUGUAACAACGGUUAUAAGGGAAAAUGUUGAAGUUCAAGAACUUGAUCCGGAGCUGGUGGCAGAACCAAUUGAUGCUAAGUCAAAGUCAUUUGUAGGGACACAUGAGUACUUGGCACCAGAAGUUAUUUUGGGACAAGGACAUGGGAGUGCAGUGGAUUGGUGGACAUUUGGGGUGUUCUUGUAUGAGAUGUUAUAUGGGAGGACACCUUUCAAAGGUGAAAAUAAUGAGAAAACUCUUGUAAACAUUUUGAAGCAACCAUUGGCUUUCCCUAGAAUUGCAGUGAGUAGCAGCAAGGAGUUUGAAGAGAUGGUGAAAGUUCAAGACCUUAUAAGCAAGCUGUUAGUGAAGAAUCCAAAUAAGAGAAUUGGAAGCUGCAUGGGUUCUGUUGAGAUCAAAAGACAUGAGUUCUUCAAGGGUGUAAAUUGGGCUUUGAUUAGAUCAGUUAGGCCCCCUGAGGUCCCUACUGAUAUGAACAAGAUUAGGAGUAGGGUUUUGGUACCAAAACUAAGCAAGACAGACAGGGAUCAGCCGUAUCAGCUUAGUGCUCAUCAUUUUGAAUACUUCUAACUGAAAAAAAUGUAAAUAGUUUAGGAAAAAUAGUUUUUUCCAAAAUAUGUGUUUA
Molecule: messenger RNA, 1562 nt
Organism: Abrus precatorius (Indian licorice)
Lineage: Eukaryota; Viridiplantae; Streptophyta; Magnoliopsida; Fabales; Fabaceae
Product: protein kinase PINOID 2
Exons: 2
Coding region: 44-1507 (487 amino acids)
Biological process (GO): protein phosphorylation
Cellular component (GO): cytoplasm; plasma membrane; nucleus
Molecular function (GO): protein serine/threonine kinase activity; ATP binding
Source: RefSeq, a predicted model, not a curated record